AUGGGCAUCGCUUUUCCCGAGGACGAGCUGCGCCCGGUUUCCUGCACCCCGUUGACGCGCGAUCCCGCGAACCCCGCCAACUACGACCUGAACGACGUCCUCGGAAACUACUCCCUUACCCUGAUCGACAGUCUUUCGACCCUGGCAAUCCUUGCAGGAACUCCUUCCGAUCAAAAUACUGCCCUAUGGGCUUUGCAAGAAUUUCAGCAGAGCGUCACGACGUUCGUAGAAUACUACGGAGAUGGUAGGCCGGGACCGUCCGGGCAAGGACUCAGAGCUCGGGGCUUCGAUCUCGACAGCAAGGUCCAGGUCUUUGAGACAGUCAUUCGCGGAGUGGGUGGAUUGCUGAGUGCACAUUUGUUCGCUGUCGGGGAGCUACCUAUUCCAGGGUACGAACCGGGGCACAACCACCAGGAAGACGAAGAUUCGGACCCGCUAGAGCUGCCGCCGAUAUCAUGGCCAAAUGGCUUCAAGUAUGAUGGUCAACUCCUCCGGCUGGCACUAGAUCUUGCGGAACGACUUUUACCUGCCUUCUACACCAAGACUGGGCUGCCGUACCCACGAGUCAAUCUACGGCAUGGUAUCCCGUUUUACGUCAACUCCCCGUUACACAAGGUCUCGCGCGACGACCCAGACUCCCCUCGAGCCACCAACGAGAAGACAGACACAUGCAGUGCUGGUGCAGGAAGUCUGGUCCUCGAGUUCACUGUCCUUAGCCGGCUGGCGGACGACCCGAGGUUCGAGCAACUGGCCAAGAGGGCUUUCUGGGCAGUGUGGAAAGGCAAGAGCGAAAUUGGUCUUGUUGGGAAUGCGAUCGAUCCUGAGAAGGGUGAAUGGGUCAGCUUUGACUCGGGCAUCGGCGCUGGUGUCGACAGCUUCUUUGAAUAUGCUCUCAAAAGCCAUAUUCUGCUGUCUGGCCAUGAGCUACCCAACACCACGACACGGAAGCCGCCUACUGACCGACUAUGGCUCGAUCCUAAUGACCUUCACGAUACGCCGCUGACACCUGAAGAAAAUUCUUCUGGGGCCUUUUUGGAGGCUUGGCACCACGCCCACGCAGCUAUCAAGCGGCACUUGUACAAUGAUGCUCACCACCCAUACUACAUGACCGGUCAUCGAACCCGCGGGUACGCAUUUACGAGUUGGAUUGACAGCCUCGCCGCAUUUUAUCCAGGUCUCCUCGCCAUGGCAGGUGAAGUGGAGGAGGCCGAGGAGGCAAAUCUAUUAUACACAGCGUUGUGGACGCGUUACGGUGCUCUUCCAGAGCGAUGGUCGGUUCGUGAAAGACAAGUUGAUUCGGGAAUCGGAUGGUGGCCCGGCCGGCCCGAAUUCAUCGAGUCAAAUUACUACCUCUACCGUGCGACCAACGACCCCUGGUAUAUUCACGUUGGAGAGAUGGUACUCAACGAUAUCAAGAGACUGUGCUACACUAGAUGUGGCUGGUCUGGCUUGCAAAAUGUUGACACUGGGGAGAAGGCCGACCGCAUGCAGAGCUUCUUCCUUGGCGAGACCACCAAGUAUCUCUACCUCCUGUUUGACCCAGAUCAUCCCCUGAACAAGCUCGACGCAGCGUACGUCUUCACAACCGAAGCGCACCCGCUCAUCAUUCCUCGACGAAGGACGAAACCAAAGAAGAAGAAAGAACAUCGCCAACAGCCCAAGAAUAUCAAUGUCUAUUAUGACGAGAACUUCACCAACACCUGUCCGGCUCCAAAACAAGUCCCGCUGACUGGCUCGGUUCUUGCCGCUCGACCGGACGUGUUUCACGCUGCAAGCUUCGUCAACCUGCACACCAUCUCGAACCCACACAGUGGGGUUGAGACCGUUCCUGCGGGCAAGGGAAGCAACGGCUCUAUUUCUCGGUACAAGGCGAACCACGCAUUCUUCCCUUGGACACUGCCGAGGUCUUUGAUUCCUGAUAAUGGUACUUGCGCUGCGUUGCCCUUUAAGCCAACUUUGAUCAUCGAGUUCCCGUCCAGCAUCCAGCAGAGCGGCGUUGGUAGCGCUUUCAACAACCUCUUUGCGAACACAGCUGCCUUCAAGACACCGGUGGGCGUCAGAAUAGCCGCCCUAAAUGGAUUGAAGAUCCACUUUGUGCGGGAGGAUUCAUACGACGCUGCUUACGACCAUACAUGGCGCGUCACGCAGGUCAAUCACAUGCCGCUCGGUCGCGAUGAGCCAGUCCACAUCGACGCGGAUCUGUUGAAUGGCAUCUCCGACCCUCUAUUCAACCGGGUGCGUUAUAACGGUUUCGUGGAGCUGAUUAUGGCCCACGGUCAACCCAAAGUCCACAAUGCUAGCGAGCCAGUACCUGCUGAAGGAUUGGAGAUUAACAUCAAUGAUCUGGAAGAUCAGGUACAGUUGGCGGAGGAGCCUGGGUCUGACAUGCAGGAGGACCAAGCUUCUUCCAAGAGCAUGAACACGGCGUACAGGUCGAUGCUCAAGUCCAUGAUUCGUGCCGUGACAUCAGUCUUUGAUCCUACCAAUACCCCUGCUCCGCGCCCUGCAGGAAGUCAAGAAAAGUUCUUCAUUGAGAGCUUUAUGGGAUCAAUAUCGGUGGGGAAAGGCGCAGUGCCUCUUCCCGACACUCCUGAUGCGUCGAUUCCCACCGACGACGAGCCACCGAAUCUCCCAUGGCAAACUGUGUACCUGGCAGGGUAUGCUUGCGACGGGCGGCUUCCUGAUGAAGCACCUCGUCAGCAUCAAGUCAUCGUGAUGCGACGUGGGGGCUGCUCUUUUAGUGAGAAGCUUGCCAACAUUCCUUCCUACACGCCUUCGUUACGUGCCUUACAGCUUGUCAUCAUUGUCGACGAAGAAGAGCUUGACAAUAAUUAUGUCUACAGUGCCCCCGACUUGUGGGAGUAUGAACUUAUCAAACCUCACUUGGAUGUUGAGCAGACAACACCGGCAGGGAUGCGAAGGCCGCAUCCCAUUGCUUUGGUGAUGAUCCGUGGAGGUGGCCCAGAGGCAUAUAAGAAGUUUGGAAACGCUCUCGGUGUAGGAGUGCGGAGGAAGUACUUCAUCGAGACGCAGGGGCGGAGAGUCGACAACAUCAUCGUCCUAUAG
This is a messenger RNA of Colletotrichum chrysophilum, 3066 nucleotides long. RefSeq lists its product as uncharacterized. Gene Ontology annotation, molecular function: mannosyl-oligosaccharide 1,2-alpha-mannosidase activity; calcium ion binding. The record is from RefSeq and is a predicted model, not a curated record. Lineage: Eukaryota; Fungi; Ascomycota; Sordariomycetes; Glomerellales; Glomerellaceae. The transcript is spliced from 2 exons. Gene Ontology annotation, biological process: mannose trimming involved in glycoprotein ERAD pathway; endoplasmic reticulum mannose trimming; carbohydrate metabolic process. The coding region runs from base 1 to 3066 and encodes 1021 amino acids. Gene Ontology annotation, cellular component: endoplasmic reticulum; membrane.